Molecule: messenger RNA, 1728 nt
Organism: Ctenocephalides felis (cat flea)
Lineage: Eukaryota; Metazoa; Arthropoda; Insecta; Siphonaptera; Pulicidae
Exons: 6
Coding region: 1-1296 (431 amino acids)
Source: RefSeq, a predicted model, not a curated record
AUGUUUGGAAAAAAAAUAUGGCCAGAAUGUAUAAAAAAUACCGAUGCAGAAGUUAAUAUCCUUCCUGAAGUUAGACAAAACAUUUUGGAUUUAGCACAUUAUCUCCGUUUUGAAGAUUUAAACGAAUCUGUUGUGCUGGAUCUACUUGCAGCUGAUAGGGAACCCCUUUCAUAUGAGGAACUCAUUCAGUUGCAAGCAGAGCCGGCAAUUGAUGAAGAUACAGAACCUGUUGUAUCCAAACAGCUAACAUCAAAAAUCAUGUCGAGCGCUUUUUCAUAUUUUGAACAAGGAAUAAACAUCCUCCUUGAAAACGAUCCUGACGUCGAACGUAGCGCUAAUGUCUCUCGAAGAAUUAACUCAGCCAUUAGCUGUUAUAAAUCACUAAAGGAAGAAAUAGACAAGAAGGUUAAGCAAAACCAAUGUAUCCAUUGCUUUAAAACUUUUGCUUCCACUAGUUCUCUUUGCUGUCACAACAAGUUAGUACAUCACAUACAGCCUAAGGAGUACUUUCAAAAUUUUGAAUGUACAUUGUGCCAAAAAAUUUUGCAUGCUCCUUCCUCAUUACAAAGGCACAUCAAAACUUUUCAUUCUUCCGUUCCUGAUACAUCUCCCACAGACUCCAAACUCCAAUGCACGUAUUUUUAUGAUUCCCGAAUUAAUCCAGAAACAUCCCUUGCACUGCAUUCUUAUGCUCUACCCUCUUCAUUAAUUCCUUCCACUACUUCUUAUUCAUGUACCCUUACUGCUUCACAAACUUCUUACACAACUCUUCCUGCUUUGCCAAAUCCUUCUACAUCAUUUCCUUCUUCACCAAUACCAACGACAUCCUUCCAUUCAUAUGCUCUUCCUGCUACAUCAAUCCCUACAACAUCCUUCCAUUCAUAUGCUCUUCCUGCUUCACCAAUUCCUACAACAUCCUUCCACUCGGAUGCGCUUCCUGCUUCACCAAUUCAUAUGACAACCGCUAAUUCCAAUACUGUUUCCUUUAUUCGACAACCAUCUUCCCCACUACUUUCCCAAUCAUCCAGAUCGCUCACAUCUUUUCCAGUGACCCCAACGCGACCCAGACCCCAAGAUAAUGCUUUGCUGUACUCAGAACAUUUUACAGGGUUUUCAAGGGUUCUCAGAAUUACUUGCCCCAUUCAGGAUUGCGGGAAUGCUUACACACGGUACAGCGCACUACAAAAACAUAUUGAGUGUCAUCAUCACAUCAAUAUUGAACACAAAGACAAACUGUUUUCUUCUAUUAAUGCUGGAAAACUGAGAUGGAACAGAACAGUAUUACGUCAUAUGUGAAGGACACUGCAGCAUACAUAACAAAAGACAAUUGCUGCACCAUUCAAUAUUAUAAUUGCCAUUGAUCACACAGUCACCAAACAAAGGAAACAUGUUUAAGGGGUAGCAAAAAAAUUGGGCAUGCUUGUCCCUCACGAAUUAUGUGCAAGGUGUAUAAUGACGGACAUGUUGAAGUUGAUUACUGGAAGACACAUCUGGGACAUGAAAAUUUGAUAAAAUAUGUGCGGCUGGAUUAAAAUUUAAUCAGAAACAUCAAGGAUCAAAUUAAAGCAGGCGUAGAUGAUGACUUUAUUAUAAAAAACAUACGUGAAGAUUGUUAUAACAAAAAAUUACUGAGACCACUGAGAGCUUCCAUAAAAAGGCGGGUGUUACCACCAAAUGAUACCUUAAUAAAUAAAAAUGAUUCAAGAAGUGUAGCCGAUUCUUUGCAUU